AUGGCCGAAGGGAUCGACACUUUGCGAAACCUGUACUUGCGUUCGGGAGGUCAUUGUCCGACGGCCCUCUUCAAACGCAGCGGGUGGGUCUCGUCGUACUGCUCGACGAGACUAAGUACAUCAACAAUCAGCUGGGCACGAGGCUCCCAUCUGUCCACGCCGGUGGAUAGCCACGCCAGCGGACGAGGUAACUCGUCCGGACGCCAUUCACAUCGCGGUGGUUCAAAAUACGCUCCACUAGGAAGCGAUGACCAUCGCUUGAGUCCACCAAAGGAUGUGGUGGCGGUGGGAACACCUGAUCCGGCUCGAGGGUCGAAUCAACUUAAUGUUCAAGAGCUGAACCGUCUAACGGAACAGUUGCAAGAUGACCUGGCUCACGAACGGAUUCAGCGUUAUGGGCUUGAGGAUCUUGUGAGUGAUAAUUAUGAUUCCCUAACGCACGAUCGUCAGACGUUCGUGCCACUUUUUCGUUCGCGCAACUUGAGACCGAACCUCGCUUCGCUAGUCGACCAGACUGGCUCGUCGAAACGGGAACACUCGAAGGUGCUCUCGGCUCUCAACCGCGGAGGUGUUCUUCGCAUCUCGAAACGGGCUCGCACUGAUAGUACGGGCGGAGACGACCGACGUAAAGCGUAG
Messenger RNA from Peronospora matthiolae, 636 nucleotides. The record is from the annotation of a GenBank genome assembly. NCBI's taxonomy places the organism in Eukaryota, Oomycota, Peronosporomycetes, Peronosporales, Peronosporaceae.